Molecule: messenger RNA, 5164 nt
Organism: Cyclopterus lumpus (lumpfish)
Lineage: Eukaryota; Metazoa; Chordata; Actinopteri; Perciformes; Cyclopteridae
Gene: jade1
Product: jade family PHD finger 1
Exons: 11
Coding region: 1219-3837 (872 amino acids)
Biological process (GO): regulation of transcription by RNA polymerase II
Cellular component (GO): histone acetyltransferase complex
Source: RefSeq, a predicted model, not a curated record
GUGCCUCGUCGGCUCGCAGCCGCGACACAGCGACCACGGCUGUUAGCCCCGGGGGGACAUUCACGGUCCCGUUAGUUAGCUAGUUUAAACCCGGUAUUGAUCCGUAACCCUCGACAGAUCGGGGACUGUGUGCUCAAUAUGGUGGCGGGGGGGGGUGCCAACUGACGUUACGUUACGUACGCAUAGCCUCCAGCUAACGAGCUACGUACGUAUAGCCUCCAGCUAACGAGCUACGUACGCAUAGCCUCCAGCUAACGAGCUACGUACGCAUAGCCUCCAGCUAACGAGCUACGUACGCAUAGCCUCCAGCUAACGAGCUACGUACGUAUAGCCUCCAGCUAACGAGCUACGUACGCAUAGCCUCCAGCUAACGAGCUACGUACGCAUAGCCUCCAGCUAACGAGCUACGUACGUAUAGCCUCCAGCUAACGAACUACGUACGCAUAGCCUCCAGCUAACGAGCUACGUACGCAUAGCCUCCAGCUAACGAGCUACGUACGCAUAGCCUCCAGCUAACGAGCUACGUACGCAUAGCCUCCAGCUAACGAGCUACGUACGCAUAGCCUCCAGCUAACGAGCUACGUACGUAUAGCCUCCAGCUAACGAGCUACGUACGUAUAGCCUCCAGCUAACGAGCUACGUACGCACAGCCUCCAGCUAACGAGCUACGUACGUAUAGCCUCCAGCUAACGAGCUACGUACGCACAGCCUCCAGCUAACGAGCUACGUACGCACAGCCUCCAGCUAACGAGCUACGUACGCAUAGCCUCCAGCUAACGAGCCGACCGGCGGACUACAGUUGACGUUAACGGGCAGACCGACGGCGGUUUAGAUAUUAACCGACACUUUUGUUUUUAGCACUUUCUUUUAUUUAUCUUUAAAGUUAACGGUCGUACGGGGCUAGCGGGUGUGGGUGGGCUCGUGCGUUGCGUAACGUGGUGGGUGGGAGGGGUCACGUUACGUUACGUUAGCGAGCGAUCGCAGUGGGAUUCAAAUAAUGCCACGCUGCGUGCGCGGCUCCGAUUUGAAACCAAAAGCACGAUACGCACGCGUCUCUCGCUCUCGUGCACGCGACGUCCCCCCCUGUCGAUGAUUUUCCUGCGCGUCGCCGGCUGAUCUCGUCGUUUCUGUGCGCGUGGGCUCUUGUUUUUGUCGUCUUCGGUUGUCAAAAGUAAUCUAUUGUUCUAACUCCACCUCUGGCUGGUGUGAAGUGUCCCGAUGAUGAAGAUGAAGAGGAGCAGCAGCAGCAGCAGCGACGACUCCGACAAUGAAAGUAACUCCACCUGCUGGUCACAGCCCAGGAGGGGGACGGGCCAGAAACCCUCUGAGGUGUUCCGGACCGACCUGAUCACCGCCAUGAAGGUGCACGACUCGUACCAGCUGAACCCGGAGGAGUACUACGUCCUGGCCGACCCGUGGCGGCAGGAGUGGGAGAAGGGCGUCCAGGUCCCCGUCAGCCCCCAGUCCAUCCCUCAGCCCGUCACCAGGGAGCUGGCCGACAGGGGGAAGGAGGUCAUGUUCGUCAAGCCGAAGAAGCUGAUCCGGACGUCGGGCGCCGAGGCGCUGGGCUACGUGGACAUCCGGACGCUGGCGGAGGGGAUGUGCCGCUACGACCUGAACGAGGAGGACGUGGCCUGGCUGCAGGCCGCCAACGGGGAGUUGGCGGAGAUGGCCGUGCCGCCGCUGGACGAGAUCACCAUGGAGCGGGCGAUGGAGGAGUUCGAGCGGCGCUGCCACGAAAACAUGACGCACGCCACGGAGACGGAGGAGGGGCUGGGCAUCGAGUACGACGAGGACGUGGUGUGUGACGUCUGCCGCUCCCCCGACGGGGAGGACAACAACGAGAUGGUGUUCUGUGACAAGUGCAACAUCUGUGUGCACCAGGCGUGUUACGGCAUCCAGAAGGUCCCCCCGGGCAGCUGGCUGUGCCGGAUCUGCGCUCUGGGCAUCCGGCCGAAGUGCCAGCUGUGUCCGAAGAAGGGUGGCGCCAUGAAGCCCACCCGGAGCGGGACCAAGUGGGUCCACGUCAGCUGCGCCUUGUGGAUCCCAGAGGUGAACAUCGGGAACCCGGAGAAGAUGGAGCCCAUCACCAACGUGUCCCACAUCCCCAGCACCAGGUGGGCUCUGGUCUGCUGCCUGUGCAAGGAGAAGGCCGGGGCCUGUAUCCAGUGUUUGGCCACAAACUGCUGGACCGCCUUCCACGUGACGUGCGGCCUCCUCGCCGGCCUGGAGAUGGCCAUCCUCACGGAGGACGACGAGGUCAAGUUCAAGUCCUUCUGCCCCAAACACUCGGGGCUCGAGGGCGCCGAGUGCAGGGCCCGAGACUCGGGAGGCGAGGAGGAGAGCGCCAGAGACCAGAAGGGCAGGAGGAGAGGCCGGGUCAGAGGGGGGGAGGAGGAGGAGGAGGAGGCCGCCUCCCCUUGCUCCUCGGCCUGCGUGGCUCCUCAGCUCACCGACCUGGAGUUGCUCGCCAGCCGCCAGCAGGAGAAGAGGGUCAGCCUCCGCAAGCUCAAGCUGCAGGAGAUGGAGGAGGAGUUCUACCAGUUCGUGGAGGCGGAGGAGGUGGCGGGCCGCCUGAAGCUGCAGCCGGAGGUGGUGGACUUCCUGUUCCAGUACUGGAAGCUGAAGCGCAAGGCCAACUUCAACCAGCCGCUCCUCACGCCCAAGAAGGACGAGGAGGAGAGCCUGGCACGCCGCGAGCAGGAGGUGCUGCUGCGCCGCCUGCAGCUCUUCACGCACCUGCGGCAGGACCUGGAGAGGGUGCGUAACCUGACCUACAUGGUGACCCGGAGGGAGAAGAUGAAGCGCUCGCUGUGGAGAGUCCAGGAGCAGAUCUUCCAGCACCAGGUCCUCCAGCACCAGGUCCGCCUGCUGGACCACCAGCUGCUCGCGGGCGAUCCUCCGGUGAAGGAUUUGGAGAAGCUCUCCUCUCCGGGCUGGUUGUCCUCUCGGGGCGCCCUCCUUCGCUCCUCCGGGACCCCCUCAGGGACCCCCUCAGGGCCCAAGACCAAAUCUACGACUUUAAAGCGUGAAAAAGGGAAGAGCGGCGACGGGAAGGGCCUCUCUAACUCGGCACACUCGAGCUCCCGGGUCAAAGAGCCGGGGCCCCCCGGGGACUCCGGCGACGCCAAAGUCCAGAACCCCGAGACCCCGUUCCCAAAGUUUCACAAGCCGGAGGUCCUUCAGGAGACCGAGUGCCAGAAAGGCCUCAGGAAGGAGGCCCCGGGGCCCGAGCACGAGGCGCUGGCCAGACGGAAACGAGAGAACGACCACGAGCAGGAGGAGAGGAGGAGGAGGAGGAAGAGGAGGAGCGGCGAGGCGGCGGCGGCGGCGGAGAGCUUCCCCGGCCAGGUGAAGAACCGGUUCGGGUCGAGACACCUGGAGAAGACCGUGUCCAUCCGGCUGGUCGACAUCAGGAACUCCGACAACGACGACUACUUCACGACGGACGAAAGGAGGACCAAAAGAAGCCCCGCCCCCCUGGAGGUGACGAGCACCGCUAAACCCAACCGGGCUGACGAGGGUUCAGACGGCCGGCUCAGGAAAACUCAGGCGACGGGUGGCCAUCUCAGAAGCUGGGGGAAGUUCAGGAUCCCGAAGAGGCGCGAGAGGCCUCUGACGGAGGAUGAGGAAGAGGAGGAGGAGGAGCACCGCAAGCUGUCGCCGACCAACACGCCGGAGCCGUCGUACCCGAAGACCAGACACCGGGCGCAGAGCAACGGCGGCGAGACGGAGCCCCGCUUGAAGCGAUGCCACUCCCACCAGCUGAGGGGCGACGCGGCGCUCGGCCGUCGCUACGGCUCUGACAUCAUCCGCCGGGGCGUGCUGGCGUCCUGAUGGCGCAGCAACGCCAUCUCGAUGAGUCAUAAAAUACCUAGAUUAAAAACAGAGCUGAUAUUUAUUUUUUAUUUGUAACAUAUGUAAAUCUGGGAAAUAUUUUACUUUAUUUUGAGCUAUUUUUAGUAAGUAGAAAGACGUCAAGUUGCCACUUAAACGCUCGCUCCGAUAUUUACCAGUGAAAGCAGCAACGCUUGAGAACAGAAGCUGUAACGCAUUAUGAAGUUAGUUUUUGAUUGGUAUUAAAAUUCAAUUGCACUUUGACGCAAAGCCGACAUCUUCAUCUUCAUCAUCUCAUCCGCUCUUGAGUGUCAUAGUCUCCGAUCGUCGGCUCUUGAGAGUCAUAGUCUCCGAUCGUCGGCUCUUGAGAGUCAUAGUCUCCGAUCUUCGGCUCUUGAGUGUCAUAGUCUCCGAUCGUCGGCUCUUGAGAGUCAUAGUCUCCGAUCGUCGGAUCUUGAGAGUCAUAGUCUCCGAUCGUCGGCUCUUGAGAGUCAUAGUCUCCGAUCGUCGGCUCUUGAGUGUCAUAGUCUCCGAUCUUCGGCUCUUGAGUGUCAUAGUCUCCGAUCUUCGGCUCUUGAGAGUCAUAGUCUCCGAUCGUCGGCUCUUGAGAGUCAUAGUCUCCGAUCGUCGGCUCUUGAGAGUCGUAGUCUCCGAUCGUCGGCUCUUGAGUGUCAUAGUCUCCGAUCGUCGGCUCUUGAGUGUCAUAGUCUCCGAUCGUCGGCUCUUGAGUGUCAUAGUCUCCGAUCUUCGGCUCUUGAGAGUCAUAGUCUCCGAUCUUCGGCUCUUGAGUGUCAUAGUCUCCGAUCGUCGGCUCUUGAGUGUCAUAGUCUCCGAUCGUCGGCUCUUGAGAGUCAUAGUCUCCGAUCUUCGGCUCUUGAGUGUCAUAGUCUCCGAUCGUCGGCUCUUGAGUGUCAUAGUCUCCGAUCGUCGGCUCUUGAGUGUCAUAGUCUCCGAUCGUCGGCUCUUGAGUGUCAUAGUCUCCGAUCGUCGGCUCUUGAGUGUCAUAGUCUCCGAUGUCAUAGUCUCCGAUCUUCGGCUCUUGAGAGUCAUAGUCUCCGAUCUUCGGCUCUUGAGUGUCAUAGUCUCCGAUCGUCGGCUCUUGAGUGUCAUAGUCUCCGAUCGUCGGCUCUUGAGUGUCAUAGUCUCCGAUCGUCCAUCGCGCGCCUGCCUUUUAUUCCAGCGGUUGCACUCCGAGAAGACGGGAAGGCGUGUGAGGAGUUAUUUUUACACUGAAGACUUUGCGGAACAUGUUUUGUACCCGCUUCUUUAUAUGCAAAAUGAAACUUAUUUUUGUCUUUGAGAGGAAUAAAAACUCUGGAGGACUGAA